Setaria italica (foxtail millet) is the source of this 609-nucleotide messenger RNA. RefSeq lists its product as uncharacterized. The record is from RefSeq and is a predicted model, not a curated record. The transcript has 4 exons. The coding region runs from base 133 to 378 and encodes 81 amino acids. Gene Ontology annotation, cellular component: chloroplast. NCBI's taxonomy places the organism in Eukaryota, Viridiplantae, Streptophyta, Magnoliopsida, Poales, Poaceae.
ACCGGCGGCGCCGAACUGACCAAAACCAAUCCCGGGAGAAGCACGCAACGCCAAAGCCAAACCCCUCUCUUACUCGUUCAGAUUCCAUUCGAUUCGAUCUCUUCUCCGCCGUCUCCGGCGCCGGCCCCGGUCAUGGCGUCCCGCUCCUCCUCGCAGUUCGACGAUCCGGCGGCGGCGAGGCGUCCCCCGCAGCGUGAGCGGAAGCCGCCGUAUAUGCUGCUGCUCCCGCUCGUCUACGCCCCCGUGCUCCCCCUCAUCAGGAUCGGGCUGCGGCACAACCCCGUGGUGAGGGACCGCCUCUUCUACGGCGUCCUCGCCGGAGCAUUCGCCCAUGGUGCCUACCUCAUAUCGGAACUAUAUGACGUGGAGAGCAAAUGAGCUGCAUCCCUCCAGGGAUGAAAAGAUGAGUUUUCAGACAGCAAAUUUUGAUUGCAUUGAGAGUCCCCAUUGGAUAAGAGCUGACUGGGUCUUCAGAUUGACAAGUGUGCCAUGUACCUAUAUUUCCUUCCGUUCUUGCUAUUAUGUUUGCCAAAAGGGUAUAAUGUUUGAGCACAUAAAAUAAUCCUGACAGCAAGAAAUAUAUAUUCGGCAACUGUAUUCUGUUCACAA